AUGCCAGUGGCUUCAGGCAGCCUGCUUUUACUUGUGCUUGGGACAACUUACCUCCAAGAAGGAAGCUCUACACCAGGGUCUGUACAAGGUUCAAAAUGUGGGCAGAAAACCUAUGCCACAGAUCCAUGGUCUUUUUAUGGUUACCUCUCACGGAUUGUUGGUGGGACCCAGGUGCGCCAAGGUACACACCCAUGGCAGGUCUCCUUGAAAAGGAAUAACCAUCAUUUCUGUGGAGGAACUCUUGUUUCCACUCAGUGGGUAAUCACGGCAGCUCACUGUGUUGUAAGCAGAUAUCUGCUCGGUUCACUGUCUGUCACUGCUGGGGAACAUGAUCUGAAUCUGAAAGAUGUGGAAGAGCAGACCUUACAAGUUAAACAGAUAAUCAAACACCCAAAAUUUACCAGGAAGAAACCAAUGGAUUAUGACAUUGCCCUUCUAAAAAUGAAUGGCCACUUUAAAUAUGGUUCAGCAGUUUGGCCAGUAUGCCUUCCAGAUCCAAAUGAAAAAUUUGAUCCAGGAUUUAUAUGUGUCACUUGUGGCUGGGGCCGUUUAAGAGAAAAUGGAAUGCUUCCUGAAGUACUGCAUGAAGUAGAGCUGCCCAUCUUAGACCAGAAUGAAUGUUCGAGAGUGUUAUCAACCUUGAAGAAACCUAUUCAAGGUGACACCAUAAUGUGUGCUGGGUUUCCAGAUGGAGGGAAAGAUGCUUGCCAGGGGGACUCUGGAGGCUCCCUUGUGUGCAGACGUGACCAUGGUUCUUGGACCCUGAUUGGAGUGACUUCGUGGGGCAUAGGAUGUGCUCGUAGCUGGAUGCAUAACUUGAAAAAAAAGUAUGAAAAAAGAGGCACACCAGGAAUUUUUACAGAUCUUACAAAGGUGCUCCCUUGGAUUCAACAGCAUAUGGAUGCUGAUGUCAAAAUGAAAAGUCCAACAGCAUCAUGUAGUAUUCAAGAUGGUAAACUCCCUGGCAGUGAAGGAAGGCUACUUUUCCCUGAAGAUCCCAAGGAAUAUUAUCCAGACAACCAGCUGUGUGUUUGGACUCUGCUUGUCACAGAAGGAAUGCAUAUCUUGUUGAAUUUUUCCCAUUUUGAUGUGGAGCCAGAUCCAUUCUGUGACUAUGAUUCCUUGUCAGUGAUUUCUAUGGAUGACAGACUUGUUGGGAAAUUCUGUGGAAUGGACCCUCCAUUGCCUAUUUUGGUUGGUUCCAAUAAUGUAAGGCUAAAAUUUUUCUCUGAUAACAAGGAACAUGGCACUGGAUUUUCCAUGAUAUACCAGGCUAUUAAACCAGCUACCCUUUUAGAUUCUGGCUGUGGAUCUCUAGCAAUUCUCUUUCAAGAGGGAACAGUUCAAAGUAUGCACUAUCCUGAGCCAUACAAUAACCUGGCAGACUGUCAAUGGAUUGUUCAUGCUCCAGAAAACCAUGUGAUUAAGCUCAUAUAUGAACAUUUUGAACUUGAGGAAAAUGAGGACUGCACUUAUGACUCAGUGACAGUCUAUGAAAAUGUUGUGAAGGAGAAUGAAAUAGCUCGAUCAUGUGGAUUUGCUAUUCCUGCCCCAGUUUUGAGUUCCUUUAGUACCAUGCUAAUCAGGUUUCAUUCAGAUGAAACAGAGACCUUUGGUGGAUUUAAGGCCAAAUUUUUGUUCAUCGCUGUCACAGAUUUAAACAUAUCAAAUUCAAGCAGUGAAGUGCUGGUUCCUGAAGAAACAAGUCAUGCCACAAAUCAAACUGACAUUUCUGAUGACAUUUGUGGAGUAGCAUUAAAUCAACCCAGGUUUCUUUUCAGUCGAAUAGUUGGAGGUGAGGAGGCUGUACCAUAUUCUUGGCCUUGGCAAGCCAGCAUACAAAUUUUGGGUGAAAACCUCUGUGGUGGAACUGUUCUUACAAGCACAUGGGUAGUUACUGCUGCUCACUGUUUUAAAGAAAGGGAAAAAUACAAAGAUCUUUGGAGGGUGGUGGCUGGAGCCCAUGACAUAGGAGACCAAGAACAAAACAGUCAGAAAAGAUCUGUAAAGCAGUACCUUCUGCAUCCAGAUUUUAAUGCUACUACUACGGAUUCAGACAUUGCACUGGUGCAACUGAUGGAGCCUUUUGAAUUCAACCAUUAUGUUCGUCCAGUCUGCUUACCUAAGAGAGAUGAGAAGGUGGAACCUUCAAGAUUGUGUGUCAUUACAGGAUGGGGCAUUCAGUACGAAGAUGGAGAAAAAUCAAGAAAACUCCAUCAGCUUGAAGUUCCUAUUUUGAUGUCUGAAGUAUGCCAGAAAUACUACAUGAAUCAUUCAGGUGGUCUGAAUAAACAGAUGUUCUGUGCUGGAUUCCCAGCUGAAGGGGGAAAGGAUUCAUGUACAGGUGAUUCUGGUGGCCCAUUGGUUUGUCCUUCAGAAGACUCAAGCUACUAUACCCUUAAUGGAAUAAUAAGCUGGGGCUUGGGCUGUGGAAGAAAAGGCUAUCCAGGAGUUUAUACAAAUGUUGCUUCUUUCACUGAUUGGAUUGGUCAACACAUAUUUGGAAACAACUCAUCAAACAAGGCAUGAAGAUUUUCAUGAAUUUAUGCUUUCAAAACAAUCAUCAGAUAAUAUGCCAGAGGGAACAGAGUAGAAGUGCAUAUCCUGAUUUAUUUGUAUGACUCCUAGCAACUCUGUAUCUAGAAUUUAUAGACUGCAUGUGUCUUAAAUCAAAGACUUUUUUAUAGGGAAAAAACCACAGGGAAGCAAUAUUUGUGUGGCUUUAGAAAUUAAUGUCUUUUGAUUUGGAAAAACAAUGACAUCUUUGUCAUCUUUCCUAAGAGAUGUAAAUCCCACUGAGUUUUAUGGGCUAUAUUCCCUGAUGCACCUUAAAACUGCAACUCUGGGCAUGCUUUACUAGUUGUAAGUCCCACUGAACCUGU
Molecule: messenger RNA, 2882 nt
Organism: Sceloporus undulatus (fence lizard)
Lineage: Eukaryota; Metazoa; Chordata; Lepidosauria; Squamata; Phrynosomatidae
Gene: OVCH2
Product: ovochymase 2
Exons: 21
Coding region: 1-2529 (842 amino acids)
Biological process (GO): acrosome reaction; proteolysis
Molecular function (GO): serine-type endopeptidase activity
Source: RefSeq, a predicted model, not a curated record